Molecule: messenger RNA, 969 nt
Organism: Mercurialis annua (annual mercury)
Lineage: Eukaryota; Viridiplantae; Streptophyta; Magnoliopsida; Malpighiales; Euphorbiaceae
Exons: 4
Coding region: 74-718 (214 amino acids)
Source: RefSeq, a predicted model, not a curated record
AACGCCACGUCUAAAACAAGGCACAAACUCAAAAUCCCCAAAUUGUAGUAUUUUCUAGGGUUUCUAGCAAAUCAUGUCGGAGUUGAUGAAGUCAUACAUUGCUGUUGAUAAUGAAGGCCUUGCCGUUUACGAAUCACCGUCGCUGAAGCGAAAGGCUGCUUUUCACGACAGUUCUGAUACUGACGAAGAGAAGGAGGACAAGAGCGAUGGUGAUGCUGCUGCUUCUGAAGGCGGCGAAGAUGCUGCUGCGUCUGAAGGCCGCGAGGACGCUGCUGCUUCUGAAGGCGGCAAAGAUUAUGCUGCUUUUGAGGGCACCGAUGAAGAAAAAAGGGAAAUGCAGGAGUACUUGAGAAUUGUGGCGGAGUCUGAUGGUUUCAAUAUUGGAAAAGCUCUCACUGCGCAUCAUAUUGGUGGUACAGAGGUGCUUGAUGUGAAAGAUUUAGAAGAUGCUCGUACCACGGACUGCAUUGAGGCUGUCACUCUAGCAAUUGAGCUAGAGAACGAGGUGGAGGGUGCAAAUUUAGAAUUUGUGGAGGUAAUCAAGGCAAAUUGGACAGGAUUUACUUAUUAUUGGGUAACCUUUACAGCUAAAAACAAGACUACAGGAAAGGUGGACACUUAUCAAUCGAAGAUCUUUAACAAUUUGGCUGCUGGCGAGAUUGAAGUCGAUUCAUUCAAUCUUAAACCAAGUGGAGAUAGUACAGCUAUCCAAGCUUAAUUCUAUUCAUCAAGAUGACAGAAGAUGCUUAUGAAUUAUGGACAUGUCAGACAGAUUUCUGAUUUCUAUUUAGGCUGUAUAUAUACUUUUCCUGAUGACUAAAUCUAUGACUUCCAUAGGAGUUUAUUUAUGAUGUGUAUUAAGAUGGCAUAUCAUAGUUCUACAUUUUGCAAGACUUUGUGGAAGUUAUUAACUUUAUCCGAUUUGAACUUAUUAUCUAUAUUAAAUAUUUAUGUUUAAGACGAUGAUUA